Messenger RNA from Photinus pyralis (common eastern firefly), 1203 nucleotides. Its product is annotated as cholecystokinin receptor-like. Gene Ontology annotation, cellular component: membrane. Gene Ontology annotation, molecular function: neuropeptide receptor activity; gastrin receptor activity. Gene Ontology annotation, biological process: neuropeptide signaling pathway. Bases 49 to 1128 code for a protein of 359 amino acids. The record is from RefSeq and is a predicted model, not a curated record. NCBI's taxonomy places the organism in Eukaryota, Metazoa, Arthropoda, Insecta, Coleoptera, Lampyridae. The transcript is spliced from 4 exons.
AAGGAGUAAUAGAUUACGUUUUCCUUGUUACAGGUGCAGAACAAACGGAUGAGGACCAUCACGAAUCUUUUCCUUUUGAAUUUGGCGGUUUCGGAUUUGCUACUUGGCGUAUUGUGUAUGCCGUUUACUCUUGUUGGAGCGCUCUUGCGAGAUUUCAUCUUUGGCGAAUUUAUGUGCAAACUCUUGCCAUAUUUGCAAGCUUGCUCCGUGUCAGUUGGAGUGUGGACAUUGGUGGCCAUAUCCGUCGAACGCUACUACGCCAUUUGCCAUCCAUUACGAUCACUUCGUUGGCAAACCGUCAACCAUGCGUAUAAAACGAUCUGCACGAUAUGGUCCGGAAGCUUUAUAUGCAUGUCACCGAUUGCAAUGCUGAGUAAGCUUCAACCUACCAAUCAAGGUCAUCACAAGUGUCGAGAAAACUGGCCAUCACUCGAAUUCGAGCAAGUAUAUAAUAUACUUCUUGAUAUAGUACUCCUAGUUAUUCCUCUUCUUGUUCUUGCUCUUACCUACUCUUUGAUUACAAGGACCCUUUGGAAGGGUAUAAGACGAGAAAAGUGUUUCAAACAUCAUGAAGUUUCAGGCAAGGAAGUCACCCAAUUCUAUUUAAACCGAAGCCGCUCGGCAAUCAGUAAAUGGGAAUACUGUAUUCAGGAGCCGUCGGAGGGACGUAAACUUCGCUACAGCUCCGCACAGGACCUUUCCAAUUCGAGUAGGUAUCGGAAACCCGGGAAAGGCCUGCGACGUACGAAUGCCGAGAAAAGUCUGAUUAAUAAGAAGCGUGUAAUCAAGAUGCUUUUCGCUGUCGUUCUCGAAUUUUUCAUAUGUUGGACGCCUUUGUACGUAGUGAAUACAAUUGCCCUUUUUCAACCGUCAAUCAUUUACAGCAGUAUUGGCUACACGGGCGUAAGCUUCUUUCAGUUGUUAGCCUAUACUUCGAGUUGCUGUAAUCCAAUCACUUACUGUUUCAUGAACUGCGGUUUUAGAAAGUCUUUUUUAAAUUUAUUUCAGUGCAUGAAAAAAUUUCAAGAGAAUGGUGGGUUUGUGCUUGGACACACUAGUGAAUUUAAUUUAGACGUGAAAAGUGCAAGUAAAAAUAGUACAGAACACGCUCUCUCGCCGCUGUUGUGAGUUUACAUUUUUAUGCAGACAAUGUAGGAAGUUGUUGUUCCUGUUUCGCUGUCAUUGUUGGUAAAUGUAUUGCAU